Patiria miniata (bat star) is the source of this 6726-nucleotide messenger RNA. RefSeq lists its product as uncharacterized. Lineage: Eukaryota; Metazoa; Echinodermata; Asteroidea; Valvatida; Asterinidae. Bases 838 to 5808 code for a protein of 1656 amino acids. The record is from RefSeq and is a predicted model, not a curated record. The transcript is spliced from 29 exons.
ACAGCGCCACAUGCUGAGGUACAGCCCCGUUGCCUAUGGCUGCGUUUCGGUUCAAUACUUCCGUGCAAAUUCACGUCAGUGCCGGUCGAUGUUAUUCGAGUACGAGCAAGCGAAAUAGGCCACCAAAAAUCCCACAGUGCGACACAAAAUCGGCACGUAAAACUUCAAUUAGGGAUCGAAACAGUUGGCCUAUUGUUCUUAAAUUAAUUAGAUGGAGAGUUGAAAUAGCUGAACGGUGUCGUAUCGCGGCACGGGUGAGGAUUGAUUACCUAGUUUUCAAUCGAGGAGAGGGAAAAAAUACCGAGGCGAUUGGAGAGUUUUGACGGGUGGAUUACGAGCUGAAGACGGUAGGGUGGUUGGUGGUGCACGCUGGAGUCGUAUGAACCCGGAACUGGUGGUUAUCGGAGAAACAAGGGGUAAAGUUCAUCGAGUGCUGCGUGUAUCGGAUCGUGUAUAACACCUGUUUUUAUCGAUGGUAGAGUAAACAUUGCACAGUUCUACGGUAUGCCGAUCGGUGUGAUUUGGUUUGAAGAUAACGCUGAUGGUAUGUAAUGAUCAAACUUCAAUAGAUCUGGUGUAGCUCCAUGCUAAAAUAGACAAGUUUUCAUUGUGCUACUGAUACUGUAUGAUUUAUGCGUUGUCGAAUGAUUUAGAUGUGGCACGACUGGACUAUCCUAUAGUGCCAAAAUGUAGGCUGAAAUUUUUGUUCCAAUUCUGGUUCCAAGUCACCAAAAUGACUUCAAAAUCUUCCUAGUGAAUAACUCGACAUGGAAAUAAACAGGAUUCGUCAGGGAACGUUCUGAAACGUUCAUUUAAGGCGUUGGGAACGGUUUCAAAAUGGCAUUCCCGGUUCUGAACCACUUGGUGUCGUACCCGGACCCACUUCAAGCGGAUGUUCCAACGGGGGACUCGGAUGCUGACGCCCCGGGAGAAAAUACCUCCGAGACGGUCGAAGACCGAGAACUCUCGGAACCCGUGGAAGACGAAAGAGUUGAUGAAAACAAGAACCAAAACCAUCGUCUACCAUCCGUCGUAUCUCUGAAAGAAUUUGAGAGACUUCCAAAGCCUGGAACAAUCAAGCCAAGUUGGUUGGAGACAAGUUACCAACAAGCUUUGGCCCGAGUCCGAGAGCGGAUCGUGGGCGAGAGGAAGCCGCCGAGGAACGCAUUGGAGUGGCGGUACCACAAGGCGCCGGCUCCCGCUCGGCCGGAUCUGACUCGGACUUUUCCCGUCCUUAUACGAAACGAGGUCAAUAAAAAAAAUCCGAAUAGACGGAAGAGGCAUCGAAGGAGCGAGACAUACCCUAGAGCUGCCACGGAUAAUAUAGGCGAUGAAUCAAAGGUUACCUUUCUUCCACCGCUACCUGUGCAUACAUUGUACCAGAACCUCUUCCACGACCUCUCUGCAAGCUUCCCCUCGACGCUCCUCAGCAAAAAACUCCGCUCCGUCCAGGAGAAUGACGCCUACCGCCACACCUACCUCCCCUUCGUCGGGACCGCCUCCCUCCACCCGAAAGCCUUCUCCGAGACCGAGAUCCGGGAGAAGCCUUACGUCCUGCCGGCUCUCUGCGCUGGUUGCCGGGGCGAUGUCCGGGUCACCGACCUCCGGGGGUUGGAGGUUCUGGAGAAAGAUGAGGGAAUCGGGUCAGAGGUCGAAAGUCAGGGGAUUGUGGGUGGUGACGAUGAAGUGAACGAUUUGGUGAAGGACAGUGCGGUAACUCGGCAACCGCAGAGCGUCUGCUUUGGUUGUGCAUUGAGUAGUACACCACACUAUCACCAUAGUAAGCCUAGGAGGAUUGGGGGCGGUUUUACAUUCUUCAGCAGAGAACCUGCGAGAUAUGUGUAUGUUCCUAAGGCGGAUACAGUUGCCAAGGAAACAAGAAAACCAGAUUCAUCGCUGUUGUAUUCAUCUGAAGACCCGACCCUGAACGAUGACCUGCGAAUGUCGGUGGAGAAGCUUCCUGAGCCGGAGGGGCCGGUGUACGAGAUGACGGUGCCACGGCAGAAACCAACCAAAGUACCCGAAUGGAUCCUGGAUAUGGUGCAUCACCAUGGCGACGGGAACCACAAAGCCAAGCAUUAUCAAAAUCACUGUUAUGCCUGUUUACAAAUCUUGCGCCAGCUCUUGCCAGAUUACAACCCCAAGGAUUUCUCUGACCGUUCCUCAUCUGGAAUAGGAACAUCCAUCAUGUCCGAAGCGGCAAGGUUAGAAGAAGAAGCACGUCUGGAGGAAGAGGCUCGACUGAGGAUGGAGGCAAGAGCCAGGGAGAAACGACGUCUUGAAGAAGAAAGAUUAAGAAGGGAGGAAUAUGAGAAAGAAAGACGAAAACAUCUCUACAAAGCGCCCAAAGCCUUUCAACCCAAGAAGUCCGAGUCCAAGACAACGGAUGCCCAGGACCCGUUCAGCAAGGACCGUUCCCUGGACGUCCCCAAGAACGAAGGCUUCAAAGUCCACAAAUCCACCAAGCCAACGACCAAAACCAUCGAGACCAAACGGGAGGAGAAAACCUGGAAGGAACCGGACAAGUUUGAGUUAAAGAAACCUGCGCCGAAGAAGACGUCGACGGAAUGGAAAGCGCCGGAGAGGAAUGAGCGGCUCCGCCCGGCGACGCCUCCCCCGCCUCCCCCGCCCCCGGUUGCUAAGAAACCGACCGUCCCGAUUCAACCCAAGAAACGGGAACCCGCAGAGCCCAUUCCGUCACUGAGGGAACCGGUCGAAGCGCCCCCGAAGAAGAAACUUGAAAAGACGAAGUUUGUGAAAACGCCAGUCAAGAAAGUCGAGAAGGACCCGUUACCGCCUCCACCCCCUCCUCCCGAGCCAGUGCGGGCCAAGACUCCGCCUCCAAAAAAAAAACCUGUCGCUAGGCCAGUUACGCCACCCCCAAAACCGGUAGAAGAACCACCGAAAAUUAUCAAGAAAACCAAACCGGUGGUCAAGGAAAAACCCAAACCGGUCCAGAAAGAGGAAAUAAUGGCCCCUCUCCCUCCGGCUAAAAAGAUUGUGAAAACCGAAAAGGUGCCGGAACGCAAACCGCCGGUUGUACAAACGGAAGAAAAGAAACAGCCUGAAAAAGCAGCGGUUGUACAAACGGAAGAAAAGAAACAGCCGGAAAAAGCAGCGGUAAAAAAGAAGCCACCACCUAAAGAACCAGCAGUUAAGCCCAAGAAAGAAGUUAAAAAGGAACCAGCCCCAGUCAAGCAAGCCACCCCUCCCCCACCUCCACCCCCACCCAAAGAUCCCACCCCCGAACCCCCAUCAGAACCUACCCCUCCACCCCCUAAAGACCCCACACCUCCACCUACACCCCCUCCAAAGGAACCCACGCCACCCCCACCCAAAGAACCCACACCCCCACCCAGAGAGCCUACACCCCCACCCAGAGAGCCCACACCCCCUCCAAGAGAACCUACCCCGGUCGAAGUGAUCCCACCUCUGCCACCAAAAGAUCCCACACCACCCCCACCAGAGCCUGAACCUGAACCAGUCACGAUCAAAGACAAAAAGCCGGCAAGGCCUAAAGUUCAGCGUAAGAAACCCCCAAAACCGGUCAAGAAGACGACGAAGAAAAUUGAACCAGAAGUACCGGCUAAAUCGGAGAGGCCGUAUAUGGAUAUACCCCAAGUGCCGUUCCGACAGCCUGUUCCAGAACCGGAAGUGUUGAAGGAACCGAGUCCGGAACCAGCCCUGCCAGAACCAGAACCAGUGGUGGAACCAGAACCGGAGCCGGAACCUGCCAAAGUUCCCACCCCGGCCCCAUCACCACCCCCACCGCCCCCAAAAGAACCAGAGAAGCCAGCCCCGAUUAUCAAACCUUCCAAGAAGACCCGGAAUGCCAAAAUGCCCAAGCCAGCCCCCGUCAAGAAACCCAUGGCCGUCAAAGCCAAAAAGAUCCCGGACAAACCAAAAAAGAAACCCAAACCUUUCGUCAUGCCCGUUAUCGAGAAGCUUCCCGAGCCGGCAGAACCCCCCCAGUUCCCCACAACCCCAGACCCCGUGGAACCCAUUGACGUAGAGGUGCCACCCUUACCCCCGGUACCCACACCGGAGCCCCCUAAGGAACCUACGCCUACCCCAGAGCCCCCUCCUCUAACCCCAAUGGAGAUCCUGGAGCCUAUCGUUAUGAAGAGAAGACGAGUUCAAUACAAACCUAAAAAGAGGAAAUGGCGUAAAGUAGAAGCCACGCCUACAGAAGCAGGCAGUCCCGAACCAGUGAUGGUGGAUGCCUUGGACUAUCUGGCCAAAUACUGCAUCGUCCAUAAACAGCGCAUUCCACACUACCAGCACAUCUUCCACGGUGCGCUCCGCAAAAAGGGCAUCAAGGUGGAGGAAACAGCUCCCCCUAGUGUCCCCACAGUGGCCAGUCUCAAAGUCCAUGACAGCACCACCGCAGUGCCAAAUUCCCGAGUGAGUGCAAAGUCAGACCAGGACAACGCUUCAGUAACGACGGAAACCUCAGGUUACGCCAGCGCAGUCAAUGACGAUCCUAUCGGGGAGGAUUUCAGGAGUGCGUUCGCCGUGUCGAGGACGAUCAAUGAGGAAGAUUACGUCAGUCCGAUGAACCUCGCUGCCCCUGGGAAGGAGGGCAGCAACAGGGACAAGGUUGGAAGCGGAGGGGACAACAACAGACCAACAAAUUUCUUCGGAACAACUAUGUUUGCGGCAGACGAUUACAUGGACAAGCUCGCCUUCCAACUGGACACGCUCUACCAGAAAUCGAACGCCCUGCAGCUGAAGGUUGCACAGCUGUCGGACGAGAGGCAACGAAUCGUGGCCAGUUUUGCCCGCCAUGAAUUCCCCGAAAUCCUGAGGCCGGGGUUCGAUCCGAACGCUGCGGAGAAGAAAAGUCCACAAGGCAAGAAAAAGAAAGGCGAGGUCAAGUUUAUCUCGGUCGUUGAGGAGCUUGGCUACCUGAAUCCAGACGAGGGCAGCAGACAGGAGGUCCAUCCCGAGAGCGACGACUGGGUCCUGAGCCGUCUGAGUGACCAACACUGGCAAAUGCUUGAGUCGGACCCAUCAGUAAGGAAGCUGGAUCUAGAGAGAGAAAGGGCGCAGGAAAAAUACGACUUGACUCAGGAAAGAAUUGCCGCUUUGCUCAUCUUAAAAAAUCUGUUUCAGUAUCUCUCCAGAUGGGAUGCUAGUCCAGUGCUGAUCUGGUCUGAAACUUAUUUGAUCUUUCUUGUAGAUGAGAAAGUGAGAGCAUCUAUCAAGGGGAGUUCCUUGAAGCAGCAGGAGACGCUGAGCCGAGCUGCUACCAACGAUGACUUCAGACGGAAGCAGAGCAUCUUGUACCAGCGAAUGAAUCCAGUACAGAAUUAUGAAGUUGACGUGAAGGAUCUGGAGCCGACGCUGAAACAGGUCAACAGCUACCUCAUCACGGAGAAAGAAUGCCAAUACAUCUACCACGUGUUGGACUUGCCGCAGAGACACCGGAUAGACUUCAAGCUGUUUGCUGUAGUCGCUGCGCUAUCUGAAAAGGUCUCCAGGCUAGAGCCGUUUAUUCGGAAGUUGAUCAAUAAGAUGAACUUCGAGGCUUUAGAAGUGAAGAUGCAACAAGCGAAGGAACUAUUUUUCCUUCUGGCGGAUGAAGAUGACGAAACAGACGGAGGUGAAGUGCCCAUUCGCAAUCUGGUUGUCGAGUUAGAAGCAGGCGGUCUCAAACCGGAACACGUCCAACUUGUUGUGGACAAAUUCAACCGCGAGGGCAAGGGAACAGUGGAUUUCUUAGAUUUCCUGACGUAUAUUCCCUUGUUUAUCGACAUCCACGAAAACAUUAUUGCCGACCCUCUUAAUUUGUCCAGAGUGAGGUGACCUUCAGGAUCCAACCAAUCACAGCAGCUCUUGCUUAGGAAGGAGAAUCUGAGUUACCAAACUGUAUUCCGUAAACCUUUCCCUAUUGGCCCACAAUUGGUAACUUUUAGAGCUUAUCCAAUCACAUGAGCCGUUAUGGAGGGAUGGGAAUCUGAGUUAUCCAACCAUAUUCAUUAUGCUUUCCCUUAUUGGCCAACAGUUGGGUAACUUAGAAAAUUAAGCCAAUCAGAUGAGCUGUUGAAUAGAGAUUUGACAUGUCUGGGUCCUUUUUUUUCUCACUCAACUUUUCUCAUUGGUCCAAAGUGAGGUGUACCACUAGGAAGUGACCAAUCAGAGAUAAUGUAACAAAGAAGAGCAUGAAUGACUCAUUUUUAUAAUGACUUAAGAUAAAGCAUGUACUGGAUUAUUUUCAAGAAGAAAUUAUUCAACUUCGUAUCAUUGACACUUAAGGCCAAAUUCUAUAAGCAGGGUUACAUGCCAUUAAAAAAUUGAGUGCCAAUAUUAUGUUGUACUUUAUCGAAACGGGUCGAAAUAGUAUUCGGUGGUUUGAACAAAUUGUACAAAUACUUUUUGUGAAUGUUAACUUUGCAUCAAUUUGUGUAAUACACUGGAUUUUUCCAAACAAAGAGGAAAUAGCUUUUGUCAGACAUCUUUGAAUUUCAGUGAAAACAGGUUACCAGUGAAAAUAUCAUGUAAUCAUGCAUUGUACUUUUAUGACUGGUUCUCGGCAAUGUUGUCAACGGAGCAAUUGCCUCAGGAGUAAACGAGUGUUGCCCUGAAUUACAAUUAUUUUUUGAUUUUUAAGAAAUUUCCAAACUGAGAUAUUUAUAUAUAUUUGACAACAGUUUAUUUAUAAGAAACUGCAAUAGAUAAAUAAUUAGCGAUUUUCAAUAAAUAUCUGUGAAAGAGCAAAAACAA